CAUAACAUUGCAAGAGGUGACGAUUGGGAGGAUCGGUGUCAUUCAGUUGCACAGGGAAAAUGCCCCAUGAUAUGUCGCCCAAAGGUGAAACGGCGGCAUAAAUAUCCUUCUGUCAAGUCCCCCUUGAUGUCUGCAAUGUUUUUGCUACGGACACUUGCCUGAUGUGGGUUGCUGGAAUCGGUGGUGGAUGUCAAGUGUCAGAUCGUCUACAACAACAACAAAUCCACCAUUCCAUCCCCAAUGACAGUUUUGAUCAUACCUAUCGGCAGUACUUGCUGCCGUUGCAACGCUAGGAAACUAUGCCUGUUCAACAGAUUGCAGUAACACCUGCACCUAGGCCAAGCAACGCCAAGAAAGACUGCAAGCCGAAACCAAGUCCACUAAAAAAGAAAGAUGGGGCAAAGGAGACACUUCAUCCAGAUUCUCCAACGCCAAAAGCCACUGAGAGAUGUGAGUCGAGACUGUCCCUGAUGUCUGCUGGGGUGGAAAUCUGCCGGAUUUGCCACUGCGAAAGUGAGCCAGAUGCUCCCCUAAUGAGCCCCUGCCUGUGCUCUGGCAGCAUGAAGUAUGUCCACCAGACAUGCUUACAGAAGUGGAUCAAAAGCUCUGAGAACAAAGCCUGCGAGCUUUGCAAAUACGAUUUUGUGAUGAGCACAAAAGUGAAACCAUUCAGAGAGUGGGAGAAGUUACACAUGACUCCAGUAGAGAGGAGGAAAAUCGUGUGCUCAGUGACGUUUCACAUUAUAGCCAUAACCUGUGUGAUAUGGUCCUUGUAUGUGCUCAUAGACCGCACAACCCAGGAGGUGCGCGACGGAAUGCUUGAGUGGCCAUUCUGGACCAAACUUAUCGUGGUUGUUAUAGGCUUCUCAGGAGGGAUAGUCUUCAUGUACGUCCAGUGUAAAAUGUACAUUCACCUGUGUAAGAGGUGGAGAGCUUAUAACGAAGUGAUAAUGAUAGAAAACGCUCCGCCACUGUGUAAAGUGGCCACAGUGCUGACGCUCAAAGCGAACACACUGGACGCGGAUGUGGAGGGAGCGCGGGGCCAGGUGCCCAAUUCUGUUCCCGAUACGCCCUCAUCCACGAUGAGUUCCCGGGGUCCUGACUCCGUGAUUAUUACCACCACCUCCCAGCAGGAAACGAGGCCCCAGAUUUGGCAAGACCUGGAGCUCAUGUGACCUCGGGCUAUGGAGGUUGUAUCACAGGGACCUGGAUAGUAGAAGGGCAUGUACACAAGUGAAGUUUGAUGAUGAUAAUAAUGGCUGUGAUUCAUUUUUUGCUCUUGUCCAUGCAACUGUAAAACAGUAAAAUUAUAAUAUUGUUGUUGUUAUUGUUAUUAUCGUUAUUAUCAAGUUGUUAGGGAGGUUGGGGAAUAAAGAUCAAAUGAAAAAGAGUUUAAAUAUCACUGUAGGGUCAUCUGAAGAAUUGCAGAUCUGAAUAUUUUUUUUUUUUUGAUGCAUAGGUAUAAUUUUAUAGAGCUAACAUGUAUAUUUUUACUGAUAGACUAUUUUGCUUAUUUAAAUGGGCAUCGUUCUUGAGAUAAGCACAUAUGACCUGCAUUUCCAAAGCUUAUUUUUAUUAGUUCACAUGAAAAGAGCAUUCAUUCACUAUUAACAAGAGAAGUACAUUGUAAGUCCUGCAGUCAUAUCAAUCAUGAUACAAGAACAGUUCUCUGUCUUGCUACUUUCACCACAUGUAACUCAUUACUCACAUAUCAUUCCAGCAUUGAUGUACAGAUUGACGUGAAAUUAACCCCUGUAGUCCAGAGUGAUAAUCCAUUUCAGGUCAUAACGUUUAUUGCCAAACAGGUGUCAUGCAUAACGAUUACAACUAACAUGUGGGAAGAGAUAAUUGGCAUUUAUUACGUCAAGACCUUUAUUCCACAAAAGGUACACAAGUUUAUACGUAGUGUAUAGUUAGAUGGGUCUGUUAUUCAGCAAGUCGAUGUGCUGUCCUGUUGGUUGAAGACCAUACUCCAAGUAAACAAGGAUAUACAUUUAUUUUUCUGGCCAAAUUAGUGCUCUGUUUUCUGUUUUGGUUCACUGUUUUGCUUGUAGGUGUAUUAUGUUCUAUAUCAUAAGGUACAAGAUAUUCUGUACAUGUACAUGUAAAGGAAAGUUUGUUAGUAACUUGCCAAAGGUUGGUGGUUUUCAACACCUGUGGCAGCGACCACCAUCAUAUGAGUGAAAAAAUUUAGACUCUCAAUAGGCUCUCAAGGGCAUUUUUAUAUGCAUGUAAUACCCCUCUACAGACACUUUGUCUUCUCUAACAUAUCAGUAUUCUUUACUGAUAUCUGAUGUCUGGGAAAUGUACAAAAAGUGUCACAUUAGAGAUAUAUGGAAAGUUUAUGGAAAGCAUGGGAUUCUUCUGUUGAAGCAGGGAAAGAUUACUGUAAAUUUAAUACAUGUACUUAUGCCUUGACACUUCAUGAAGCAAUUUUAGCUACCCCAUUAUGCUAUAUACAAAAUGGCACAGUUUCUCAGGUUUGAAACCCACAACAACACGUCCCACAAGGGACCUCAAGAGUCGUAUUUCAAAAUUUAACCUGAAUCUGAAAUAGUUUUGUGGAAAAGAGCCCAGGCUGAUAACUGAUAACUUUUCACGUGCAAAUACCCAGUAUAAACCUUUCAUCUCAGUGUUGACCUAUCCACAGAAAACAAGUGGGUCCAUUUUAUUUUUCACUCUUACUUCAUGUUCAGCUGAUGUUUUCAUCUUGCUUCUCCUUUCAUGUCCAUGUACAUGUACUAGCAUUAAGCUUUCUUAAGUGUGUAAAAACAGGGCUAUUUGGCCAAUUGUGUCUAGAUGGAGUAUAAAGAAGUUAAAGCCCAAAUAUUAGGCUUUUGGGAUUUCCAGUUCUUUCUGCUUGAUAUAAUUUUGAGUGAUGGGGCCAAUUCUGCAAAAUAAAAUUUGAAGCAUCAUUUAAUUGCAAACUUCUUGUACUCUUCUAGCUAAACUUCAAAAUGCUGAAUAUGUAUUAUGAAUUCGACGGGAGUGAAAAUAAAUUGUUUUGUAGAACUCACGUAGGAUGUUGCCUUCAUGAAAUGGUUCGUUUUAUGGUACCUUCAUGGUUGAAGGGCCAAUUCUGGUUGAAGGUACACUGUACAUGGGCUUAUGCAUGUACAGUGAUUCAGGACAGAUCUUAUAUUUUCAAGCAAUACCAGCAGCUGUCAAUUUAAUUAUUCUACAAAUACAUUUCAGUCUAUUGCUACAUUUGUCAUUUAUUACAUUUUGUCUUUUGUUGUGGUUGUAACAAGUUACGGAACCCCAGGUCUUUGAUCAUCUUUCUAAAUGGCUUUUUAUUAAAUGAUUACUGAUGCCAAUACUAUUGAAUCUUGAUGAAUGUUGAGUACAAUGAUUGCACUAUUUAAAUUUUUGUACAGAGAAAUUUUGAAGUUUCUAAGCAAAAGGACAUACUUGUUAUAGUAGUAUUUUUGUUUUAGUUAAUCAGUUGAAUGCACAGAAACUUUGUGCAUGGGCCAAAUUAUGUGUUGUGAAUUUAUAAGCCUGUGUUUUAGAGCACCUGUGCAAUUAUAUCUUCAUGCACAUGUGCAUUUUUUCUGAUUCAUUUUUAUUCACGCUAAUAUUUUUGUGCGAUUUAAAUUUGUAGAUCUGUAUGCAAUUUAAUAGAAACAUAUACAAAUGGAUUAGCAUAUAAUCAACAGAUAUCAGCAUAUUUUGCACACACCAAUAGGGACCACUUCUUUGUUUAAUAACAUUUGUUAUCUUUAAAUGUAAGACACUUGAAGCAAAUUAUUUACUGUUUUAGUAUAUCUGAUUAGAAUAUUUCUACACUUGUGUAGUUUGUGUGACAUUUAUUUAUCAUUGUUAUUUAAUAUAUAAUGUGAGAUAUUUUCCAAUAUAAUUAUUAGU
This is a messenger RNA of Liolophura sinensis, 3867 nucleotides long. Its product is annotated as E3 ubiquitin-protein ligase MARCHF8-like. Gene Ontology annotation, molecular function: zinc ion binding. NCBI's taxonomy places the organism in Eukaryota, Metazoa, Mollusca, Polyplacophora, Chitonida, Chitonidae. The transcript has 3 exons. The record is from RefSeq and is a predicted model, not a curated record. The coding region runs from base 300 to 1175 and encodes 291 amino acids.